This is a messenger RNA of Nerophis lumbriciformis (worm pipefish), 2100 nucleotides long. NCBI's taxonomy places the organism in Eukaryota, Metazoa, Chordata, Actinopteri, Syngnathiformes, Syngnathidae. The record is from RefSeq and is a predicted model, not a curated record.
AUGGCUCACGGCACCAACCACGGGAAGCUGCUCCUGCAACGCUUGCAUCAGCAGCGGGAAAUGGACUUCCUCUGCGACGUCACCAUCAUGGUGCGAGACGUGGAGUUCCGGGCUCACCGCAACAUCCUGGCGGCGUUCAGCAAAUACUUCUCCUCGCAGGCCGAGAAGGGCCAGGACGUCACCACCUUGGACCCAGACAAAGUCAGCCGUUAUGCGUUGGAGAAGCUGCUGGAGUUUGUCUACACAGGACAGAUGAACCUUAGCAGCACCCGACAAGCUGCAGUCCGCCGAGCCGCCAUUUACCUGGGAAUGUCCGACGCCACGAAGUAUCUGGAAGAAAUUUCCCACUUUUCCGAAGUCAGCGAGGCGUCCCAGCCCGAGUUGGACAAAGAGGCAGGCGUUUCUUCGCUCAGUCCAAGCACCCCCCACAGUAAUCAUUCCCCCGUCCCGCUAUCCAUCGUCUCUGUGACGGGAACGUGGGCGGAUGAGGCCCCUGAAGUUCCGCAAAACCAGGAAGGUCAGGAAAACCAGGAAUGCCCCGAUGGUCAAGAGAGCGAAGCCGCCGCCUUGGACUUGGAUUCAGGAAUUCCGGGGUGCGAGCUCGUGGAGCCCAGCAACACGGUCGACGAGACCACUCCGCAAACGGUCAACAGGGGGAGGGGCCGGGGGCGCGGGCGAGGUCGGGGCAGGGGACGGGGAAGAGGAGGGAGAACUGUCGUUAAGACUGAAGAAGACCUCCAGGAAGAUUCCGACACCAGCGUCAAGGACUUCGGGGAUACGUCGGCCGACUGGAGCCCCUCGCGGGAAGAACCGCCCGCCAAGAGGCCCCGUUUCGGGGGGCGCGGCCGAGGCCGAGGUAGGGGCCGGGGGAGAGGCCGCGGCAGAAGCAAACCGGACGACGAGGACGACUUUAGUGGCGAGGAAGGGGCAGAGGGCGGAGAGAAGGACCCUGCGGCCAGCGCUGAAGACACAACACGCUCCUGCAUUGAGUGCAACAGGGUGUUCAAAGAUGCGGCCAGUCUGCGCAGACACGAGCAGAUCCACGCCGGCCUCAAACCCUUCGUCUGCAUCUUCUGCUCAAAAACUUUCAGGCAGGCCACGCAGCUCAAAACUCAUCUGCGCACGCACACAGGAGAGAAGCCCUUCAGCUGCGCCAACUGCGAAAAGUGUUUUGGGCAAAAAUGCCAGCUGGUGGCCCACCGCCGCAUGCACCAUGGUGAGGAGAAGCCGUACACCUGCGAGCGCUGCGGCUUCAAAUUCGCCACUUCGUCCAACUACAAAAUCCACGUCAGGCUCCACAGUGGUGAGAAGCCAUACGUGUGCGAUGUGUGCGGCCAGGCCUUCGCCCAGUCCAGCACUCUCACCUACCACAAGCGGCGGCACACGGGCGAGAAGCCAUAUCAGUGUGACCUGUGCGGCAUGUCCUUCUCCGUCUCAUCCUCGCUUAUCGCUCACGCACGCAAGCACACAGGCGAAACGCCGUACAAAUGCACCCACCCGCAGUGCGAGAGCAGCUUCGUCACGUCAUCUGAACUAAAGAAGCACAUGCGGCGUCUCCACCCGGAUGGAACCAACGGCGUGCAGUGCCUGCUUUGUGGGAAUCGCUUCGCCAGCGUGAAGAAUAUGAUCAAACACCAGGAGAAGGCGCACGCCGACGAAGUGCGACAACACAAAGAAAGAGCGCGGGCCGUGGUCAUGCUGGCAUCCAGCCAUCCGGUAGCUUUUGUGCAGAGCAAACUGAGCAAAGACGGCAAGAGUCUCAGCUCCAUACCAGAAACGGAGCCGGCCAACCCGGAACCGGCCAUGCCUCAGGCCGCCGGCGAAAGCGAAGGGAGCGUUGCCGGCAGCGGCCCGUCUGACGCCGUCGCCCUGAGCGACACGCUGCAAGAGUUGAAGGUGGAACCCAGCCACACUCCCAUCAACCGAGCCGACACGGGGGCCUUCGAAGCGGACCCAGUGUCCACCAUCAACUCGGAAACGCUGCAUGCUCUGGUGGAGCAGCUGAGGCCGCCACCAUCGCCGGCGCAAAGUCUGGAGCAGAUCGUCAUCAUCCGCACGGUGGACAACACGGAACACAACGCGCAGCCACCGACUCAGUGA